Molecule: messenger RNA, 153 nt
Organism: Phytophthora sojae
Lineage: Eukaryota; Oomycota; Peronosporomycetes; Peronosporales; Peronosporaceae
Exons: 1
Molecular function (GO): DNA binding
Source: RefSeq, a predicted model, not a curated record
UGGAGCAAGGAGGAGCACGCCAAGUUCCUCGAGGCGAUCAAGAUCUACACCAACGGGCCCUGGAAGCUCGUGGCCGCGUACGUCGGCACCCGCACGGUCCGACAAACCAUGACGCACGCUCAAAAGUACCGGCAAAAGGCUGCGCGCCGACUG